Molecule: messenger RNA, 2988 nt
Organism: Nymphaea colorata (pocket water lily)
Lineage: Eukaryota; Viridiplantae; Streptophyta; Magnoliopsida; Nymphaeales; Nymphaeaceae
Product: scarecrow-like protein 6
Exons: 2
Coding region: 265-2520 (751 amino acids)
Biological process (GO): regulation of DNA-templated transcription
Cellular component (GO): nucleus
Molecular function (GO): sequence-specific DNA binding; DNA-binding transcription factor activity
Source: RefSeq, a predicted model, not a curated record
GCACGCAUCCAUAGCUUGCAGGAAAGAGUACAGCGUACAGAGAGGGAGAGAGCAGAAAAUGGUAAACCAGUGGCAGAAAGGCCAGGGGAGGAGGGUGUAACAAUAGUAAAGGAGAGCGAGACACAGAAGCUGUAAAUAAGGAAGAGAAGGCUUCAGGUGUCUGUAAAACCAAAAAAGAGGAAAAAGAUGGGCUCUUUAGGUGAGUGCAAAAACGGAUUUUUGUGGUGGUUUGCCGACGUGGGGAGCUGGUUUUCCGAGGACUAGAUGAAGGGAAUGCCCUUUAAUUUUGCGGGAAAGGGGGUUCCAGUAGCGGCGACAGACAUUUGCGAGGGGAAGUGGAAGAAGGCGAGCAGCGAGCCCACCUCAGUGCUGGAUACGCGCAGGAGUCCGAGUCCAACGUCCACGUCCACCUUGUCUUCUUCUUUCGGUGGCGGUUCCGUCGACACCGCAGGAGGCGCCGCGGCCGUCUCCGGCCACCAGUCCCAGAAAUGGCCACCGGCGGGUGAGCCUGUGAGGGUGGACUGGCCUGCUGAGCUCGUGGGAGGCGGGAAAUGCGGGGUUGCGAUGGAUGAAUGGGAGAACGUGAUGAUUGAGCCCUCCGCGGCCGGGGCAGAGCCGCAGGACAACGCCUUCCUGAGGUGGAUGAUGGGGGAGAUGGACGAUCCCCUGAAGCUACAGCAUUGUGCUGCUAAUGCUAACGCCAACGGUGGUGGUGGAGGUGGCGGCGGCGCUGGUGGUGGUGCCGUUCCGUUUAUUGAUCCCGUUGAGACGGGGUUCGCUAUUGAUCCUGCUGCCUUCGGGUUUACUUCUGGUUUCGUCGAUUCCUCUUCCAUUGGCGGAGUUGUUCCUGGGAACGCUUUGAUGGGAAGCUUCCCUAACGUCUCGAAGCUCAUUCCCUGCUCUAUUGGUGGUGUCAAUGGUGCUCACAACUCCCUGUUUCCGCCAUCAACGAACCUUUCGCUUCCGGUUGCUACCCAGCCGGAAGUUUUCUAUCCUCAGCAGCCGGAGCCACCCCUCGUGGAGGAAAAACCUCAGAUUUAUUCGUUUCCCAAUCCGGUGCAGCCGAAUUUGGGGUUUUACCUGCCAGACGUGCCGGUUGUCCCUCCGGCGAAGCGCCACCAGGCGGCACUAGACCAGGUGUGUCCGUCACCUCUCCCUGCCCAGCCCCUCUCUCUCCCUCUCUUAGUAAAGCAGGAGAUGCAGAUCCCGCAUUCGAACAAGGUGCCAUUCUCCGAUUCCGGGCAGGAAUUGUUUCAGAAGCAGCACCAACAGAAGCAGCAGCAGGCUGUAGGUUUGCUGCUGCAGCAGCAGCAGCAGCAACAACAACAACAACAACAACAGAAGGCCAGAUCGAGGCCUGGUUCCGUCUUCGGCCCGAGCUCUGACGACGCGGCGCAAGUAGCCAUGGUGAACCAGCUCCGCCAGGCUGCGGAGCUCGCCGAAGCCGGGAAUUCUGUUAACGCCAGGGCGAUAUUGGCGCGGCUCAAUCACCACCUAUCCUCACCUGUGGGGAACCCCCUCCAUAGGGCUGCUUUCUACUUCAAGGAGUCUCUCCUCAACCUUCUCGGCAACAGGAAUGGCGGCCCGACCCCUGGUGGCGCCGCCGCCACGGCAGCUUUGGCACCGGUAACCUAUUCCCCCAGGGAAGUCGUUCUCAGGAUAGGUGCAUACAAGGCCUUUUGUGAGAUCUCCCCAUUGGUGCAGUUCGCUAGCUUGACUUGCAACCAGGCUCUGCUAGAGACCCUCAAUGGCCCAUCUGUGAUUCACAUCCUCGAUUUCGACAUUGGAUUCGGCGGUCAUUGGGCCUCUUUCAUGCAGGAGAUUGCGCCGAAGAUCGGCGGCGCGUACUCUCUUCGUAUCACUGCAUUUACUUCACCAUCUUCGCAUGAUCCGCUAGAGAUUGCGCUCACUCGGGAGAACCUCACGAACUUCGCCCGUUCCCUUGAUAUACCCUUCGAAUUCAAUGCCAUCAAUCUAGACUCGUUCGAUCCUUCAUUGUUCAAUAUGUACAACUCGAAUGAGGUCGUCUUCGCCAACUUCCCUGUUUCCUCUCACCGCCUGUUCGCUUCAGGAUCACUGCCAUCUUUGCUUCGAUUCAUCAAACAGCUCUCUCCCAAAUUGGUCGUUUCAGUGGACCACGCCUGUGACAGAACAGACCUCUCGUUCUCGCAGCAUUUCCUAAAUGGGUUGCAAUUCUAUUCCCUGCUUUUUGACUCCCUCGACGCCAUGAAUGCUAACACGAAUACUCUCCGGAAAGUGGAGUCCCUUCUUCUGAAGCCAAAAAUCGAGUCUCUUGUUGCUAGUCGCCAUCGAGCAGCGGAGAAACUCCCUCCGUGGAGAAGCCUGUUCAUUUCUGGAGGCUUCACGCCGGUUCCAUUCAGCAAUUACGCAGAGACACAAGCAGAAUGCCUCAUUAAGCGGCUCAAUUUGCGGGGAUUCCAUGUUGAGAAGCAGCAAGCUUCGCUUCUCCUCCUUUGGCAGCGACAGGAGCUCGUGUCUGCAUCUGUGUGGAGGUGCUGAUCGUGAGGUACCGGGGCUUCAUGGGAAGCGUAAACUGAUUCUUACAUGAUAAAUGCCUCUGUUAUUAGUGAUAUGAUAGGUAUGAAAACUUGCUGUUUUUCUCACCACUUCGCGUUUUGGUCUUUAAUUCACUCUUAUUUGUCUUCUUGUUGCGGGUAUGGUCAUGUCAUUUUGUUCAGUUGGAUGCGGGAUUUAUAUACCAAGAAACAGGAAGAUCUGGUGUAAGUUAUCUUUGUUGUGAACGACGGGGCUAUGUUCAGGGGUUCAUGUUAUGGUUAAAUGACAUGUAUGGUAAAUUACUAGCGCUAGCAUGUAAAAAAGCAACAGAUUCUGGUUUUAGAUUUGUCUUAGUUGUACACGGAAGAGGGGAAAAGGAGUCCGAUGAGGGCCUGAAAUUUGUCUCCUUGUCUGAUCAAGCAAUUGCUGUAAACUAUUCUUACGGAUAUUAACGGUGGAUCUUUAUUUAAA